GAGAAAAAAAGCGCCUUGGUUAUCACCUUCAAUUCGGAAGAGACACGGAGUUGCUACCGAUGAAACCAAUUCUGACGGCUUAAAGCUUCGAGGAGGUCAACAAGUUGACCCAGAAUCCUCCAGUAGAUCAACAACACGCAGAGAAGGGGAAGACAAAUUUCCAUCUCCAUCUCCAUCUCGCCUGUCAAAUUUCCAAGCGUCCUCCAAUAAAGAAGAUAUUCAGAGUAAACCCAGGAAACCACGGUGCAUAUACGACAACGGAGCAAUACGAAUUUUAUUAGAAGAACUUAUAAUGGAAUUUUUCACAGACUUAGAUGACAUGAACAUAGAGCUUAGUAGCAAUGAAAAACACAUCCUUACAAGGAGAUUACGUGGUUUCUAUCACAAAUCAACGAAACACCCAGCAGUGCACGAACGAAGAAUCGCCUUUUCAUCAACAAAACCUACAUUCCGUCACGAAGAUGAGGAAACGUUACCACGUGCCUCAUCCCACAGCCUGGAGCCUCUGUCAAAUGAGAUAAUGAGUAAACGAAAUGGACAAAGGCAAGAGACAUGUGCCAGCGUUAACUAUUGGGACAUAGAAGAGCACGGGAAGCUACAGAAUGAGACGAUUGUAGAACUCUUUCCGAAAUCAUGGUUAUUUAUCCGAAGAUGUGUAUCAAAGGGAGGUCCCUGUGAUAUGGGAAAUUCCAAUUUAUCAUCGUUCAUCAGUACUACAAGCUGCUUAGAGCUAACGAGUUGGGUUCCGGCCUUUGUCAGACAGAAGGGUUACACCAAAUACAUCUGGGAUUGGAUUCAAGUUCCCUCCUGCUGUAGCUGCGCCAUUAUCAUGCCUGACUCUCACUAGCAUUCGUCCAUUUCACGUCAUAGAUUUUUAAAUUUUUAUUUCAUAGAAGCAUAAAUGAUGAAGCAAACUUGAACUCAUUGUCGAUUUUCAUCAGAAACCUUGUAUUUUGUAUUCAAAUAUUGUGAACUUUCAUGUAUUUAAACGUCAGUGUUAAUUUCAGAAUAUGUAUAGAAAAGGUGUAAUUUCAAAUUUGUUUUCAAUUUACGUAAUGAUUCCGUAUUACAUUUUUUCUGCAUGGGGCCUUCACAGCAACCUCAGAUUGAAGGUGUGUUUAUUCAUUUUUUAACAAUUUUAUUUAAACAUGUCUGUACACGACAAAAAGCAUAUGUAGCAACAAACAAAAAAAACGUUGUCUUAUUUAAUCGGCGGUACGGAAUUUGUAUAAGUUAGUAAGUAGGAAAAUUAUUUCAUGUGUGAAUUCCAUGUUAAGUAUUUCAGGCGAUACCUUACCCUCGCUCCCAAGUGUUCAAUAGUAUCUUUAAUUUUAUUUCCAUGAUCAUGGAAACUUAAGAUUGCUGUAUGAAUCAUUGCAUUAUGUGUAAUCAUGUAACAUUGAAAAUAUACUUUUUGUAUUAAAUAUUUUGUAUCAUAUAUAGUUAACUAAAUUGUUCAUACCCUAUGUAAAUAUGAUGAUUUUAGUGUUUUUUUAACUCAAGAAUGAAAGGUGCACUGGUUAGUUAGGGUCUUUGUUGAAUAUUUUAGAUGUAAGCUUUAAGCAGGACUGCACAACUUGUAGCUACGUGCGCCCUCUAUAUAGCAAAUAAUGCAUAAGUGGUACCCGUUGGUCUCCCAUGGUCCCCCUUUUCUUAUGUUAAUUGAUAGCCGACUUGAUGAGAUAACCAUAUGUCCCAUUCUAAAGAAACAUUAAUCGCGACAACUCAAUUAACUUUAUCUCAUCCAUACCCUCUGCAUACCCCAGCUUAAUAUAGGCUAUUAUUAUCUAUAUAAGGCUUCCAUGUGGUACAAUAAAUCAGUGUAUUUAAUAUAUUUAGCGCAGUACCCGGAUGAUAGAUGAAUUCGCACGCACUCUCACAGGAGGCACUUAUGUUCUAAUAAGGCAUUGUAUCUACCAUGCUUCUCUUCACCCAGGUGUAUAAAUGGGGUACCCAUUAGGAUGACAUUACCCGCAUCUGACUAGCGCGUGCACGUCCAUUCAAGACGACAAGAUGAAUUGUUUAAUGGUUGAAUCGAGCGAGGAACCUGUAAGAAAAUGUUGUUAGUGAAUCAUCUACAAAUACUUAGUGAAUACGAUCACAACUGAUUUCGAGAAAAUCAACAUAAUAAAAUUGUAUAAGCCAUGUCUAUCGCGUUUUUUUUCUCGAAACGUGCUAAUAUUACAAAAUGUUUUGCGUAGUCCGAACACGAUUUAUAUAGGAUAUCAAAUUGGAUAUUUAAAUUGCCCUUAAGUUGAAUUUUACUCUCGAAAGUUUUGCGAUAAAAGGCGUCCUUUUACCAAAAUUAGAUGUAGAUAGUAUAUAAUUUGUAUAACAUAGACCAUACACAUUAACUCAUUGGUAAAGACAAAAUAGUUUUUGUUAUAAGUUUGGGUGACUUUUUAUAAAGUAAAGACCGAUACCUAAACAUAGGUCAAUAACACAUUGCCCAAAUAAUAUUAGCUUCAGAGUUGUACUU
Molecule: messenger RNA, 2479 nt
Organism: Strongylocentrotus purpuratus (purple sea urchin)
Lineage: Eukaryota; Metazoa; Echinodermata; Echinoidea; Camarodonta; Strongylocentrotidae
Exons: 7
Coding region: 293-847 (184 amino acids)
Source: RefSeq, a predicted model, not a curated record